UAGCAUUAACUCAAUGACAUUGCCCAAGCAUAAGAUUCCUCUAGAGUGAUCAACUGAAUCUAAUUCCUUUAGUGGCCAACUUGAUUAAUCCUUUACAAAAUGGGGUUCCCAAGAAGUAAUUUAUCAAUUACCAUUUCAAUAUCAAAAUGGGACUAUCAAAAUGGGAGGAAGAUCUUCUCAAGAAUGCAGAUGCUGUUAUGGAUAAGUCCCCAAUGGAAGACCUCUAUGCUGGUGUGUUCUUUAACCAAAAUAGAAAGAAGUAUUGGAUUGACAAGGCAACAUUUGGCAACUGCUUCAUGGUUUUUGCAAGGGACUUUACAGUAGCAUGGGGUAGUGACAAACGUUAUUGGGAUUGGCCAAGCAUUAAAGAAACAAGUGAGGUGUUUAUAGAUGUUGCGGAAUUGCUAAUGGUUUGUUGGUUAUCGGUGAAGUCGAAAUUUGACACAGCCAAUUUAACAGCAGGAAUGAAUUAUGAAGUUGUAUUUGUGAUGAUGAUUAAAGAAAAUAGUCGUGGGUGGAGUGCUCCAGUCACUUUCACACUCAUCCUUCCAAACGGAAACAAACAACAACAUGAAGAAAGCUUGCUUAAAAAGCCAAGAUCGCAGUGGUUUGAGAUUCAGGUGGGUGAGUUUAUGGUGGAACCAAAAAACGAUGGAAUUAUCGAGUUCAGUUUGAGUAAAAGUAAAGAGAAUUGGAAGACAGGUUUAGUCGUCAAAGGUGGUGCUAUACCUACAAAAGGAAAGAAAGUGACACUGAUUGUGAGAAAUGUUAAUGAUUUAAGCCGUGAUGUCAUAAAGUCUGACACUGCAAGUGUAAAAAUCCCGGAGAUUGAUUUGGAGCUUGCAGGUGGCACGUUAGGAGGUCUUGUGAUAACUGUCGAAGGUUUAGUCACCAAAAUCAACGAAAGUCUUGAGAGAGUACACGGGUUCACUUUUGGAGAUAGUCUUGAUGAGGAUAGAAGAAGCAAAUGGCUUGACUUCAAAGCCAGACUCCUCAAGCUUCUGAAUAUAGAAGAAACUUGGACACUGAUCUUAGACAAUGCUCUGGAAAACUCUUUCAUUGCACCAACAACCUAUGAUAUUAAAGAUGACUUUCAGUUAACUUUUGAAUACGAGAGAUCAUGGGAACAUAACAAGGAGUUGGGAUUGAAUGACAUGGACACCUCUUUUGUUGAUGUGGCAUAUGCUUCAUGA
Lactuca saligna is the source of this 1193-nucleotide messenger RNA. Lineage: Eukaryota; Viridiplantae; Streptophyta; Magnoliopsida; Asterales; Asteraceae. The record is from the annotation of a GenBank genome assembly.